CACUAUCUUACUAACAUCAGGCUCUUGUCUACCAAGAAGACCUGAGAUGAGCUAGCGUUGAAGGCACAAAUUAGAUCUCCAUCUGGAAAAUAUAGUGAGUACCCCUGCUGCCUCUACGGCCUUUGUACAACUUCGUUUGCCUCCCUCUGAAGUACUUAGAAUAUUCACAACACAAGAACCACCAAUAUGUCGUUUUUCUCAUUGCAUUUCUUUUCCCAGGUUGUGUUGCGUGUCGCAACCAGUCUAGGCGAAGACCCGGUAAUGUGUGCCUACAUCUCCGCGUGUGCUGUGUCACUGAUGUCUUUCGUAGGAGUCGUAACACUAGGGUUGCUCAGAAUCGACUCCAUCAAAGGCCCGGUCGAGUACCUUUGUCUCUGUUUCGCAGGCACUGCUCUAGCUGGAGACGCCUUGAUGCACUUGCUGCCUGAAGCGUAUGGAGUGCAUAGUCAUGGACCAUCAGAGGAGGAAACGAGUGCAAAGAAGAGCCAUCAACAUGACCAGUCAUCGGGCCAAGGUCAUUCCCACGACCACCAUGGCACUGAUGUAUACGACACUCCUUUGUUCAUAGGCUUCAUGGCAGCUUUGGGUGCAUUGUCGCUGCUGGUACUGGACGGCUUGGUACAUGACCACAGUGGUCACGAGCAUGAGCAUUCUCAUCUAGAAGCAAACGUCUCUAGAAGCAAAAGCUCAACUACGAAGAGAAAGUCAACUCCCUCCAUCAGUAUGAAGCGUGGGAAGACUCCAAAACGUGGGAAAACUCCGGUCCCGAUUACGAUGAAAUCGAAAUCCGCCGCGACUACGAAGAAAAGCAAUCUGCUAAGCGAGAAGUGGACCUUCCUGAACCGGAUUACCUCGAAAAGCACUACAACUCAGGCCACUAAAGUAGAUGAUGAUGGAUUUGAACUGGUGGACGAACACGGAUCAGCUACAAAAAGAACAGCGCUUUCUUCUAUUAAGGCUACAACACGAAAUCUCCCAUUUUCAGAGGCAUCUUGGGUGGUCCCGUUUGUUUUUAAAGGGACCCAAGAAGGAGACCCAAGAUGCUGCUGAAGAGGGAUUUCCAUUUCUCUUAGCUCUAAGAAAUCUACCUGCUCUUCCUCUACAGUAGUAAAGAGUUUCGGGUUCGCGAAUCUCUUGGUCGAGCUGGUCCACAAUUUCGUGGAUGGCAUUGCUAUCGGUAUUGCGUGGACGACGGGAGGGCCUCUGUCUGGUGUGAACACUACGGUCGCAAUUGUUUUACACGAAAUCCCGCAGGAGUUGGGCGAUUUCAUGGUUUUACGCUUAGCUGGGUUCCCGAUCAAACUGCUGCUGUUUUGUUAAGGCUCAAAUAAUUGUCUUAAAAGUAUUGGUUUUUAUGGAUAUGGUCUACUCUAAUUCCCGAACUUCGUGGUCAGCCUCAGUACAAUUCUAGGAGUAUACCUGUCCGUUUCCUUGCUCACGCUGCACGAGUUGACCCACCUGAAGAAAACCUUGGUUGCACUCACCGCGGGAUCAUUUUUGAGUCUGAGUUUUUACCUCAUCUUCCCGCAGAUGAAGAAAUCAAUCGAUACCCAUCAUCCUGAACAUCCACCUAGCAUUUUGGAAGAUGCUGACGAAGAUGAAUCAAGUGGUAACAAAAUGAAGAAGAAAAAGCCAUCCUCAUCCUCUUCAGCAAAGGGGGGACCACGUUUGGGUCGUCGUGGAGCGUUUCUGAUGUGUUGCGUGGUAGGUUUUUUCUCGUUAUGCACAGUCUACGAAGUAGGGAUGAUAGAAGAGCGGGCGGCGCAUGCUGGUUCGUCUGGUGGGGAAGAAUCAGCUGCUGCUAAAAAGAGUGCGAGUAAUCACCAUCAUCACCAUCACAAUCAGGAGAAAGCUAAGGUUCAUGUGAGGAAAAGCAGGACGAAGGAGUUGUGAUUUGGUCGUUCCCCCGUUUGUUCUUGAUGUGUGUAAACAAAUAGAUACUGUAAUACUCGAACGCGAAUCGUAUCACUACCCUGAACAAUGCACACUGCAGUAUGACAAAAUAGAACAUAAUCUGAGUGCUGGUCACGCUAUCCACAUGAGUGGUCACGCUAUCCUCUGCAUAAUAUCCCUAAAACAAGGAGAAUUCAUGUUAUGAACAUCCAUUUCUCAACUCCUCGUCCUCGCGUGCCUGAGAAAGUUCUUUGACCCGAACCUCUAUCAUGAGUGUUACUUAAAUUUAUAAGCAAUCAACUUUCAGCGCCAGAAGAUACGGAAUUGCAAACGCACUACUUACAUUGUCAUCAAUGCCUGAUACCACUGGAU
Messenger RNA from Amoebophrya sp. A25, 2265 nucleotides. Lineage: Eukaryota; Dinophyceae; Syndiniales; Amoebophryaceae. The record is from the annotation of a GenBank genome assembly.